Aspergillus sclerotioniger CBS 115572 is the source of this 1347-nucleotide messenger RNA. RefSeq names its product FAD-dependent oxidoreductase. The coding region runs from base 178 to 1242 and encodes 354 amino acids. Lineage: Eukaryota; Fungi; Ascomycota; Eurotiomycetes; Eurotiales; Aspergillaceae. Gene Ontology annotation, molecular function: FAD binding; D-amino-acid oxidase activity. The transcript is spliced from 3 exons. The record is from RefSeq and is a predicted model, not a curated record.
GUAAAUCUGUACCGCGCUCGGCCACAGUCUCUGCUAUGGGCUCUUGCAUCAUUCGCCUCUCAUAAGGCUUUUCCUUUCCUCUUCUCGUCUUGAACCAUUCUUUUCUCCCGACUACUUCUACGGUCUCUGCCAACUCCACUUUGACGGGUAGUGGGCUAUAGAAUCCUUCUAGAAAAGAUGGGCGAGCUCCAACAUUCAGCCGACACUCCCAAUGUCCCCUUUGCACAACGCCCAAUCAUCAUUCUGGGUGCUGGCAUUAUUGGGUGUGCAACAGCACGUCAGCUCCUGCUGAGCGGAUUCCCAGUUAUCCUGGUCGCUGAAUACCUACCUGGAGAUCAGGACUAUCGGUAUGCAUCCGCCUGGGCCGGAGCAGCAUGGCACCCCGCGGGUGGGAUCAGUUCGGAAUGGCGAUAUCUUCAGGCCAUCAGCCAUCGCCACCUGUUGAAAAUGGCCCAGGAAGAGCCGGAAUCUGGUGUCUGCAUUGUCGACGCCCUCGAGUAUGUCGAACGACCUCCCUCCGAGAACUCCUCGGCCUGGGGCAAGACCGUGGCUGCUAAGUGGCGUGACCUCCAACCGGGUGAAUAUCCUUCAGGGUUUAGUUGUGGAUGGUCGUACAAAACCCUGGUCACCGAUCCCACCCUCCAUAUGCCAUAUCUAGGGAAGAAGAUUACCGCUCUGGGCGGCCAGUUCAUCCGGAAACGGGUGGAAUCCCUCGAGGAUCUAUACCGCAUGUUCCCCGAAUCGAGUCUUUUCGUGAACGCCAGCGGGAUAGGAAGUAAGACCCUCAAGGACGUGCAGGACGACAAAUGUUUCGCAGAGCGGGGCCAGAACGUGUUCUACAAGACGGACAACUGUCAUACGAUGUACUUCCGAAACGGUCAAGAAUACACCUACGUGAUCCCUCGUCCCAUGUCACACGGCGUCGUUCUUGGGGGCGUGAAACAAGCAGACGACCUAUCACCCGAACCAGACAUGGAAAUCGCUCGAGACGAAAUCGCCCGCGCCCACCGUCUCGCCCCGGAAGUCGUCCCCGAACAUCCAUCCGAAGAUGCGCUCAGCUACAUUGUCGGCAUCCGGCCGUCAAGACAGGGAGGGUUCCGUCUGGACUCGGAGCAGCAGGGCAGUCGCAUUAUCCUGUCUGCCUAUGGUUUCGGAGGAGGCGGAUACGCCUUUUCAUAUGGCGUAGCCGAUGCCCUGGGGACGAUGGUAGAAAAGGCGGAGCGAGAGAACGUGAUCCCAUGAUUGCCAUCUUCAUCAUGGGAUAGUGCUGGCCAUUACCCGUGGACAUUGUCCAGUAGUAUAGUAUAGUAUAGCAUCUUGCGUAUAAUAAUAAGCGACGAUGACAAC